AAAAUCCCUUAAACCCUACUCUUUGUCUUCACCCUCUCACUGCCUCUCUUUUUCCCACUUGACUACUCACUCUCACUUCUCUAAAACCCUAAUUUCGUCAUUUCCCUUCUCCGAGAUAUCAAGAAAUGGCUUUUUGCAACAAACUUAGUGGUAUUUUGAGACAAGGUGUUUCUCACAGCUCAAAUGUUCCAGUGACAUCUAUGCUUGGUUCUCUCCGUUACAUGUCCACUAAGCUUUUUGUUGGUGGUCUCUCAUGGGGAACUGAUGACGGCUCCUUGAAGCAGGCUUUUUCUAACUUUGGUGAAGUCACAGAAGCUACGGUGAUUUCAGACAGAGAGACAGGGAGGUCGAGGGGUUUUGGAUUUGUCAGCUUCACCAGUGAAGAUUCUGCAAACACUGCCGUAUCAGAAAUGGAUGGAAAGGAGCUGAAUGGCAGGAACAUCCGUGUGAACCUUGCAAACGAAAGACCGAGUGCCCCGAGAUCAUCAUUCGGUGGUGGUGGUGGUUACGGUGGUGGAGGUGGAGGUGGCGGUGGCUACUAAAAGAAACAAGCCAGAAGAUUUGACAGAGAGAGAGAGAGAGAAGGAGCCUCUGAAGUCUGAACUUUUCAGUAGUUAGUUAGUUUGUUU
This is a messenger RNA of Camelina sativa (false flax), 629 nucleotides long. RefSeq names its product glycine-rich RNA-binding protein 4, mitochondrial-like. The record is from RefSeq and is a predicted model, not a curated record. Gene Ontology annotation, molecular function: RNA binding. NCBI's taxonomy places the organism in Eukaryota, Viridiplantae, Streptophyta, Magnoliopsida, Brassicales, Brassicaceae.